Messenger RNA from Daphnia pulicaria, 1574 nucleotides. RefSeq lists its product as uncharacterized. Bases 141 to 935 code for a protein of 264 amino acids. NCBI's taxonomy places the organism in Eukaryota, Metazoa, Arthropoda, Branchiopoda, Diplostraca, Daphniidae. The transcript is spliced from 5 exons. The record is from RefSeq and is a predicted model, not a curated record.
UGUUUCCGGAGCACUAGUCCAACUUGGUCGAGGAUCACAAGAAGAUCGUUCCAUCAGAGACUCCGACCGCCUGACUCUCAGAUCAAUUGACUGCCUCCGUUUGCACCGCAGAGAUAAUACCAAAGACAACAGCAGAUAUCAUGUCGGACAAACCCCGAGUCAGAGUUGGCUCCAACUGGAAGCGACCCCCUACCAAAGUCUACGACUACAACUAUGACGUUGGACAGCACUAUUACCAGCCAAUGAUCCGGCAUUUGGACAAAAAGAGUGCCGGCGUGUCGUCCGACUCACCGGGACCCAUGUCCUUUGCUGAAAGACUUGCAGAGGAUCCUCUUUACGGAAGAUCAAAACCAGCGAAUUAUGUCUCGUCUGACUACUCACCGGCUAACUCUCGUGGUGGAGCUGGAGAUGGCCCGUCUAGCAGGAGGCCAUCCGCCCCAUCCGCUCCAUCUGGAGAUUCGUACAAAGACUACCUUGCCGACGAUGACGAUUUUCUCGGACGUCACCGGCCACGUAUGAAUUUACCGUCGGUAUCGGAUCAGAUUCUGGAAAGUGCCGGAUGCAUGAAAUCAGGAGACAAAUUCUUUGACGAUGCCUUGGCAGAGAUCAGAAGUAAACGCAGACCACUCCCCUCCGAUGUUCAAGAUCUUACCAACGAUUCUUUCUUUUCAAAAGAUAUGGCCGAUCGCAGUUCCAGCAUUCAAGACUCGCUGACCAAGCGCCGCAACAUGCUGCGAGAUCUUGACAGCGAACUGGAGAAAAUCGACAGCGGACUAGAGAAAUACGCUUCGAGCCGCGCCAGGGCAUCAGCCAUCGACGAUUUGGCUCUGACCUCGUCGAUGAACUCGCAGCUCUCGUCAUCCUCCUCGACAUCAAUGAACGUCAAGAAGCGCAGUGUGAAAACGACCAUGACCACGGAAACGACGCGCUAUUAAUGAAAUGAAAAAAGGACGUCAGCACGAAUCAAAUGUUGGUCCCUUCAUAUGAAAACAUCUUAUUACAACGACGACGGCAGCAUCCACCGUGAAAAGCACAAAUCCCUUCAAGGACAGCGCGCACCACAUGUUUUUGCGUCUCAACGAUUUGCAGUAUUUACCGUACCCUGAUACCACGCUAUGUUUAUAUCCAACUGCUGUAGAUAUUGUAGAACCUAGGAUUGGCAAUCAACCUAUACAUGCAUUUAUAGACUCAUCCACACACAGGCAGAUGUACUUGCAAAUAUAUUAAACACUUUUGUUGCUGCUGCACAUAUGUCUGCUCAUCAGAUCGUAUCACGGACGUGUCACCGGCACAAUGGCGGUUUUUAUUGAAUGUCUGUAGUCUGCUAAAUUUAAUUAAUUCAAGAGUGUGUCGUAUGCGUGUGACUCUCAGAUCCUGCUUGAAUCGUCCAGUGUCGAAGGGGUGCAAUCUUAUUCUGCCCAACUAAGAAUGAUUUCUUAGUUGGGAUUUUUACGAUGAUGCCUCUCUGUCUCUAUCCUGUUCAAUUCACUUCUUUCAGCCAUAAACAAACACCCACACGUCCUCUCAUUGUGUAAAAGCUUUAUGUGUUUUCAAAUAUACAGCCCAAUCAGAAA